UUGCAGGUGGCUUUCAUAGUGACUAACCAAGCAAUAAUGGAAGCCAUGGAAGGGGAAAAGCUGGUUCACAUCAUAGACCUGAAUGCUGCUGAGCCAACACAGUGGUUGCAGCUGCUGCAUGACUUGAGCAGCCACCCGGAAGGGCCACCGCAUCUGCGCAUAACGGGGGUGCACCACCACAGACAAACGCUGGACCAAAUGGCCCGUCUCCUCACGGCCGAGGCAGAGAAGCUCGACAUCCCUUUCCAGUUCACUCCGGUCGUCACAAGGAUCGAAAACCUAGACUUCCAGAAACUCCGUGUCAAAACGGGAGAGGCUCUGGCCAUCACCUCAAGCCUACAGCUACACACUCUCCUUGCAUACAAUGACCAAUUCAGGAAGAGUUCACCGCCAGGGGAUUUCCUCGAGAAUGACUCUGCCUCGAGUAGCAAGAUAAAGGGAUUCCUUAACUCUUUGUGGGCACUCUCCCCGAAAAUCGUGAUGAUAACGGAGCAGGAGAGUAACCACAAUGGGCAAACAUUGACCGAGAGGAUGUCGGAGUCGUUGUAUUACUACGCAGCGUGGUUCGAUUGCCUGGAAUCAACGCUGCCAAGAACAUCAUCGGAGAGAAUGAGGGUGGAGAAGGCGCUUUUAGGGGAGGAGAUCAAGAACAUUGUGGCGUGCGAGGGAGUGGAAAGGAAGGAGAGGCAUGAGAGGCUAGAGAAGUGGUUUUGGAGGUUGGGGUCGGCCGGUUUCGGGAAUGUGGGGUUGAGUUACUACUCAAUGCUGCAAGCAAGAAGGUUGUUGCAGAGUUGCAGGUGUGAUGGGUAUAAUUUGAAGGAAGAGAAUGGGUGUUUGGUUAUAUGCUGGCAAGAUCGAGCCCUCUUCUCUGUAUCUGCUUGGAGGUGCAGGAAAUGAGAUUAUAAUCACUGUUAUUAUUCUUAAUUAAGUAAUUACUAAUUAGUAGCCUGAAAAGAAGUGCUCAUCAGUUUAGACUUGGUUCAUCGGACCAAACCAGUGUCUCUAAUUUUUGGGACUGAUAACAAUGUUUAGUUAUGUGACUUGUGUCUUUUUCCCCAUUUUGUAUUCAUGUAAUGUAACUUCUAAAUAUAUUGGUCCGGGAACCAAGUUUAGGCACCCCCUCUCUCGCUCCAAGCAACCAACUUUUUUGUAGAACAAAAAAUCUGAAUAAGAGGUAAUCGGUAAUAGGCUUU
Cuscuta epithymum is the source of this 1193-nucleotide messenger RNA. Lineage: Eukaryota; Viridiplantae; Streptophyta; Magnoliopsida; Solanales; Convolvulaceae. The record is from the annotation of a GenBank genome assembly.